Fusarium poae is the source of this 318-nucleotide messenger RNA. RefSeq lists its product as uncharacterized. NCBI's taxonomy places the organism in Eukaryota, Fungi, Ascomycota, Sordariomycetes, Hypocreales, Nectriaceae. The transcript has 2 exons. Bases 1 to 318 code for a protein of 105 amino acids. The record is from RefSeq and is a predicted model, not a curated record.
AUGGAGCCUCUCGUCAACUACAACCACAACACUUGCCCCAAGUGUAGCGCCACCAUUGAGGGUGCCGGCAAGACCUGCGGCAGCUGCGGUGCUCAACCCCCCUGCGAGAUUCAGGAGGUCCAAGAAACCAUGGGCUUCCACCGACUAGAAAACCAUCAAUCCAGCGAGAAAGGUCGGCGCGUAGGCCGAUGGACCAGACAUGAGCGAGACGAUAUCAAACUCCAGAUUCCGAGAAAACCGAUGCAUGCCGACAGCCCUGGCCUUCUUGGCCGCCACGGGCCCGUUUCAUCCGAACUGCCGGGGCCAAGUGGAGGUUGA